Messenger RNA from Cordyceps fumosorosea ARSEF 2679, 1038 nucleotides. Its product is annotated as PUA-like domain protein. Bases 1 to 1038 code for a protein of 345 amino acids. The transcript is spliced from 3 exons. The record is from RefSeq and is a predicted model, not a curated record. NCBI's taxonomy places the organism in Eukaryota, Fungi, Ascomycota, Sordariomycetes, Hypocreales, Cordycipitaceae.
AUGGCGCCACGAACUUCUCCCAAGCCAGCUGCCUCUAGCAAGCAGACUACUCUCGGGCCUCAUCUGAUCAGAAGCGGCAGCGCAAAGUCGACGUCCUCCACUGCCACGACGGCCCGGAAAAAGCUCUCAGCAACAACCCAAAACGCGUCAGACAGUCGCGUCGAAACCGAUGUCCUCCUUGCCAUUCUGCCCGUGCAUCUCCGAAACAUUGCCAGCAAGCACAAGAACCACGAGUACCGAAAGUACCGGCUGCAAGACGGCGUCGAGCGGCUGUGGUUCUACGAGACGCGCGGCACCAAGGGAGAUCCGGGCCGCGCCGCCAUCACUCACAUCGCGACCAUUCCUCCGACCACGCGCCACACGCCCGGUAGCGUGCCGGAGGAGCCAGAGGGCAUCGGGAACGCCGACUUCAACGCGGGCCUGAAACAGUCUAGGUACGGGUAUCCGAUCCUGGGCAUGCACGAGCUCGCCAAGCCCAUCACGCUGGAGGAGAUGAAGACGUCGUGGGGACUGCCGGCCCCGAUGGGCUGGAGCUACGUGCGGAGGGGCCUCUGGGAGAGUCAAUGGGGUGACGAGGAGGGGCGGGAGGAGCGCCUCAAGAAAUUUACGGGAGCCCUUCUCGAUGCAGCCUGUGCCGUCAACCUCGUCAACAACGUUCCCGUCGUGCCCUCCAAGAGCCACAACGUCAUCGGCACCAUCCCCAGCCAGGUCGCCGACGAGGUCGUCAUCGUCGGCACGCACCGCGACGGCUGCUGUGGAUCGAGGCGCACCUGGACUGGCUGCGCGCCACGGCCGUCGCCUACCUCAACGUCGUCGUCGCCGCCUCCGGGCCCGUCUUCCACGCCAAGGCCAGCCCGCUGCUGCACCGCGCGCGUGCCCUCGCCGUCCGCGCCCGGCCGGUCCGUCCUGGACGUCUGGGGCGGCCACGUCGACCCGGCCGGCGGCCGCGACGCGGUGCGCUUUCAGGGCCUACCGUGCGUAGCCACCAUGGACGUCGGCUUCUCGCCCGGGGUUGGCGAUGCGGGUGUUUCCGUAUAA